AUGGUGGAUGCAAAACCACCGCCAACGCCCACACCGGGCACGCCCCCAGCUGCAUUUGCCGGCGAAAGAUCGAAAAUCAAAUUGUUUAUGGAAAGAACACCGAGCAUUGGAGCCCUCAAGUCCAAGUUUUUGACAGUGCUCGGUAACAGUAAUGAGCUGCUUAACGGCAUAUCAAAUAAGUUGACAUUGAGCAGCAGUAGCAGCGACUCGGAUUACUGCGAUGACGAUGACGAGGACUUGCCCAAGUUUGAUGAAACCAUUGAUUAUACCAAGAUCGAUUUUGAGGCGCGUCGUGUCAAGGCUCGUCGAGCACACGAGGAGAUCAUCUCAGGUCGUUAUAGACAACCCAAUUUGGCGCCACGUCCACGCUUGGAGCAUUCUCGUGGUCGCCAUGCCAACAAGCUGGGUGGACCACUACGCUCCAGUUCGGGCUCCUCCAGCAGCACAGAUGGCAGCAGCAGUGACAGCAGCAGCUCCAUAUCGCUGCCAGAACAACCUCCAGCUGCUCGAAGCCAUGAGAUGAGCAGCACCACGCACUCCAACUCCAUGGAGAUCGAGUCCCGCAACUCGGGUGGCUAUGAGAGGGCCAGAGCCAUUGCCGGAGCUAGACGCAGCGAACUGGACAUGCAGAAGGACAUGCAGAGGAUAAGUGAACUGCUGGAGGCCACCACAAUGCCACCACAAAUAGACGUACAACCACCCACAGAGGCAGCAGCUGGCGGGACAGCUUUUGGUGGUAUUGGGACACUGGGAAGGCAGUCUUGGGCCGCUGUCAACUCCAUCAGAUUGCCACCUCGCAGUCGCACCUCGAACAGCAGCACUCUGACAAGUCUGCGGGAUGAGCCGGAUCAGAUGCAGGCGAGUCCCAGCAUGGAGUCCAGCGAUUGGCGUAACUUUAUACGUUCCGAGUCCCAGAAUUCCGUGCCCUCUUGGGCCUCUUCUAUCAGUCUGGAUUGUCGUGCUGGCGAGGAGCCCGUCAAGGAAUUCAUGAAGCAUUUCACACAGUUGCUGUUUAACAAUUCAACAGCUGUUAAUCUGGAGCUAAAGUCGGAAUUUGGUGUACUGCUGCGACUGGAGAUUGGACGCCUCUGGUUCACAAGGUUUCUCAGUGAGCAACGUAACAAGUCCAAGCGCCUGGAAUCACUAACAUUGAAUGCUUUGGCCCAGUACUUUGCCUUGGCUCUCUUCGAAUGUGGCGAAUGUGAGGAUUAUCCGCCCGCGGCGGUGCUAAUGAAUCUCUGCUUCCUCUUCUACCAUGAAGUGGAAGUUCCUGGCUGUGAUCCUUAUCGGGAGUAUCUCUUCGUCUCCAUGCGUCAGCAGCCCAUUUGGCAACACGCGCGAUUCUGGAACGCUGUCUUUCACGAGGCCAUGCAGUCGGAGCGGGAACAUCGUCUCUCCUCACAGCUGAGACGUCAGCAGCGUCGCCAGGCAAAGCAGCAGCAGCGGCAGGCAGCCGCAGCAGCAGCAGCAGCAGCAGAAGCAACUGGCGACGUCCCAAUGUCUCUACAUAAACAUGGUGUCGAUUCCACGUCUAGCUCCUCGCAUCAUGGAGGAGCUGCUGGAGCAACAACUGCAAUAUCCAAACGCAAGUCGAGUAAAUGCAGCCUGGGACAACAGCAAACAGUCAAGGAUCAGGAGGACAUUGUAUUUCGGCAACUCGGUGCUUUCACAUGCAACAUGCACUCACUGGGGACCAGUCAGGAAAUGUGCCUCGAUUUUCUAAAAAGACACGUGGUGGCCCACAAUCUAUCUAAGGACAAAGCCAAGCUGAUCAGGGAUAAUAUUUAUCGUAUGUAUCAUGAGACGGAACUCUGGGGUGCCCAGCAUAGUUAGGUGUGAUAUGUGCUGCUUUGCCUACUCCAUGAAAUGUCCCAUCUUGUUUAAAGCUCCAGCACUAAUUUUAUCAACUAAAAGUUUAAACUUUUGUCUCAACUCAAGAUAACCUUUUUGACUUUAAGCAACAAACUUAAACCUUUAACAAAUCUCUUGAUGUACUGUACUCUUAUCUAGUUAAAAUUUGUACUUGCAUUGUUGACUAAAUUUUGAAAAUUGAAAAAGAUAAAAGACAAGUAAAAAAUGAAAUGAAUACAAUAUUGAUAUCCGCAAAUUGUGAUAAUAAUAUUUUGUGAUUACUUUAUACUAUAUCAACAAACUAAGUUUAGCAAAUCAUAAUAAAAUGAAAAUAAUAAUCGUACAUACAUACAAUAUAUUUCAACUAAAGUACAGUCAAGGAAGAUGCUCGAGAAUAAACAAAUAUGUAAUUAACUAUACAAUAUUCUGUAAUAAUGGUGCAAUAACACACAUUUAAUUUAACAUAACAAAUAAAGUUCAAUAAGCAAUUGCAAUAUGCAAAACAAAUUUGUACAAACAAAA
This is a messenger RNA of Drosophila innubila, 2373 nucleotides long. RefSeq lists its product as uncharacterized. The record is from RefSeq and is a predicted model, not a curated record. Lineage: Eukaryota; Metazoa; Arthropoda; Insecta; Diptera; Drosophilidae. The coding region runs from base 1 to 1833 and encodes 610 amino acids. The transcript has 7 exons.